Messenger RNA from Pocillopora meandrina, 1941 nucleotides. The record is from the annotation of a GenBank genome assembly. NCBI's taxonomy places the organism in Eukaryota, Metazoa, Cnidaria, Anthozoa, Scleractinia, Pocilloporidae.
AUGGUAGAAAGGCAAUGGAGAAAAUGUGUGGCUUGUUUAAGGUACGUUUUCGUUUUCUGUGGGCUGUUAGUCGCGGCGAAACCAUCGACUACAGAUUCAAACUCAAGAGGAACUUGCAAUUUUGUCAAGACUGACUCUUCAGGGGAAAUUCUCAGCCCGAGCUAUCCCCAGCCAUAUCCAGAGGACAUUGAAUGUACAUGGGAAAUUAAAAUGCCGUUGUUUGAAACUAUAGUUGUUGUGUUUAAACAUUUCAACCUGAACUCGCCUUCAGGGGACUUCUUCUGCGAGAGAGGUGACUUUGUCGAAGUUUACGAUGAGCAAGGUGGUCUUUUAGGCAAAUAUUGUGCGGGGAAUUUACCCCCAAGACAGAUAACUUCUAAGAGCAACAUCUUAAGAGUUGUUUUUAAGUCGCAUAAUCGAACAACAGAGAGCACGGCUCUCACUUAUCAAAGUGGUUUUAGUGCAAUUUAUGCCUCGUGUGGUGGAUUCUUCACGGAUGCUGUAGGUCUUCUUCAGAGCCCAAGUUAUCCUGAUCAAUUUCCAGCAGAUAUUCAUUGUUUGUGGCAGAUAAGAGUACCAUCAGACUAUGUAAUCGAGCUUCGUUUUAAGGACUUUCAAAUGGAUGGAAUGUAUCCGUGCAGUGUUGACUAUGUUAGAGUGAAAGAUGGUUUUAAUACUAAUUCCACUGAGUUAGGGCACUUCUGUACCAAGCGACUUCCUAAUGAGGAGACUCCCGUUCGUUCAACGGAUAACAAAAUGUCCCUGGAGUUCAAAUCAUACAAAGAAAGCAAUUCACGGGGAUUUAAGGCUGAGUACACUCGAGUUUCUCAUUGCAAUGGGCUCUUGCAAGGUGAUUACGGAAGAUUCACUUCUCCGGGUUACCCCGGUUCGCGGCAAAUGGACAGAACCUGCAGUUGGCUUAUAACAGUCUCAGAGGAGAAGAUAGUGUCAUUGAGGUUUGAUUUUUUCGCUGUCGAUUCUUUCACUGGGAUGUUUUCAAUUUCUGGAGACUGUGGAGAUGAUUUUGUAGAAUUGUUUGAUGGUACCAGUUCUGAUGACCCCUCCUUGGGAAAAUUCUGUACUGUCAAUAAUAAACCUACUGAUAUGGUGCGCUCAAGUGGUAGACAGAUGUUUGUAAAACUAAAAACAAGUUCCCGAAAUGAAGGAGAUGGUUUUUCAGCCAGUUACUAUGGUAUGGAUCCCUAUAGCCACUUUGCAGGAUGCAGCUUAUUUGACCAGCAACUGUUGUUUACAUGCAAUAAUGGACAGAGGAUCCAAUGCCAGUGGAAAUGCGAUGGUACAAAUGAUUGCACAGAUGCAUCAGAUGAAUUAUUCUGUAAACCUACACCAACUCCUACCAGCCAGUCAAGUAGUGAUAUACGCAACUACGUCAUUGUCAUUCUCUCUAUUACUGGUUCUUGUCUGUCCAUUGUAUGCAUUGGGUUUAUGAUAGAUCGUUUGAGAAGGAAGCGCACUGUACGACCAAGAAGAAGACACAACCUUAGAAGACCACGGCGUUCAAGGCUCUCAUCUUCUGGCGAUGCCCCCUUAACAGAUGAACCAUCAUCUCCUCCACCUCCUUAUGAAAAUGCAUGCUACAGGGUGUCUUUCAUUCAACCGCACCUAACUAAUUCUUCUCCACAAAGAGGUAGUCCUGGUGCAUUUCAAAACAGCAGAAGGAUUCAAGCCCCAGAGCAGGUUUUAUCUAACAGCAGCCAAGAAAAUACUUCUGCAAAUGUCAGAACAGAACAAAUGAUCAACAACAGUGAACAGACCAAUGCACAAGAAAUCCAGGCUAUGAUGUUAACAGAAGAAGAAGAAAGAAGGGAUGGCAUUCAUGGUAAUGUAGUCAUUGGAACAGUCUCCCCUUCAGAGUCUAUUAAUUCACUGAAUGACACUGCUCCUCUCAUUCACCGAUCUGAAAGUGUUAUUGAACUUUAA